Messenger RNA from Dentiscutata erythropus, 126 nucleotides. NCBI's taxonomy places the organism in Eukaryota, Fungi, Glomeromycota, Glomeromycetes, Diversisporales, Gigasporaceae. The record is from the annotation of a GenBank genome assembly.
AUGUUGAAAUUUGAUGAUAUUUUUAAUGCACUAGAUUGGUUGCCUGAUCCUAUUUUUUCUACAAUUGACAAAGAUCAUUAUACUAAAUUUCAAGCAGUAUAUCAGGCAACAAUAUCAGAACAAUAA